AUGACGACCCACCUGGCCCGAACAGCAUUCACGUACCCGCUCCAAACGCCCAGUUGGUUCGCGGGCCACAUGGCCAAGUCGCUGAACCAGCUGCCCGCGCUGCUGGAGGAGGUCGACCUCGUUCUCGAAGCGCGCGAUGCGCGAUUACCUCUCACCAGCGUCAACCCGGCUUUUGACAAUGUGCUCGAGCACGUGUGGGGGCAUUCUGGUGCCGGACCAGACCGGCACGGCAAGGGCAAGGAGAAGCUUGUCGUAUACACGAAGCGGGAUCUCGCCGAGCAGCGGUACGAGGCGCCUCUCCGGAGAGCCUUCCAGAAUCUCACGGGUCAGCGGGUACAGUUCGCCGACUCGACUGUGGACAGCAACGUCCGCGCCGUCCUCAAGGCCGCCGUCAACAUUGCGAAGGAGCGCGGGGAGACGUUGACCGACCUCAAGGUGCUGGUUGUUGGCAUGCCGAAUGUGGGCAAGUCUUCGCUGCUCAACGCUCUGCGACGCGUAGGCGUCAAGAAGGGCAAGGCGUUCACGACCGGCGCUACGCCAGGCGUCACGCGCAAGCUCACAGGAACAGUCAAGGUGUAUGAGAAGCCGAACGUGUACGUUUUUGACACGCCCGGCGUCAUGGUUCCCUACCUUGGAAAAGGGGAGGUGGGAGCGGAGCGUGGGCUGAAGCUCGCCCUGACGGCGGGCAUCAAGACGGGCCUAUUUGAGGAGGAGGUCGUGGCCGACUACCUCCUGUACAAGAUGAACCUGCGCCUAGCCGCCGAGGAAAUGGUGGGCAGUGAUCAUCGUCACGCGCCGUACACGCAAUUCCUGGGCCUGCAGGCCACCGCAGCCAGCGAUGACCUGAACGAGUUCUUGGAAUCCCUCGCCGCGCGCCUGGGAGGACUGAAGAAGGGUGGUGCACUCGAUACCGAGAGUGCGCUGACGUAUCUCCUGCGCGUGUUUCGGGAGGGCAAACUGGGUCCUUGGACGCUGGACGACCUCGACGGCGCCGAGGAGGCGUACAUCGAGAAAUACGGCGAGGAGCGCGCUCCAGAGGCCAACAUGCGAUACUCGGAGCUCGGGGCCGUGGGCGUCACCCCAGCCACGGAUCUGAUCGAGGAACCGCCGAUAGACCUGGGCGAUGGGCCGGAGCCUCCUGCCUCCACACCCAUUGUUCAGGCUGCAGUGCAGAAUGUCGAGGCUGAGGGGGGCGUGACGCCGGUCCAUUUGUCAUUAGACCAGCGGGUCAUGCUCUCAGUGUCGAGAUUCAUGGACCAGCUCGCGGAACAGAAGGCCGAUGAAGAGGCGGGACGGAAUAGGUCCCCGACCCAGGUCAAGAAGCAGGAGCGAAGAGAGAAGCUAGAAGAGAGGAGGAAGAAGAGCGAGGCGAAGCGGCAGAGGCAGAAGGCGGCGCUGGCCUCGGCGAGGCGGUAG
This is a messenger RNA of Trichosporon asahii var. asahii CBS 2479, 1416 nucleotides long. RefSeq lists its product as uncharacterized. Gene Ontology annotation, cellular component: mitochondrion. The transcript has 3 exons. Gene Ontology annotation, molecular function: GTP binding; GTPase activity. The record is from RefSeq and is a predicted model, not a curated record. Bases 1 to 1416 code for a protein of 471 amino acids. NCBI's taxonomy places the organism in Eukaryota, Fungi, Basidiomycota, Tremellomycetes, Trichosporonales, Trichosporonaceae.